CCGCGGCUGCAAAGUGUGAAUUACGCCGGGCUCGCGCCGGCGGCGGAGUGAAGUCAGGCUCCGGGGGAGGGGAGGGGCAGGACUCCGGCGGCGGCGGCGGCGGCGGCCCGAGCUGGUCGCUGCUCCUGAGUCCCGCGCGCCUUGGGUCCGGCCGCUGGCUCCAGCUGUCUUUUCUUGCACCGCUUUGCUCCGUUCGUGCUCCGCUCGAACUCUGCAGUCCGGGUACCUGCUCCUCUUGGCCGAGGAGCCGCAGGGCGGCGGGGUUCCCUCUUCGACUUUGCCUGUGCUGGCCCCGCUUGCACCCCGUUCCCCCUCGCCUGGAGCGAGGCGCGCGCCGGUCCUAGUAAUUGGCGCCGCGGCCGCCGCAGAGCCUUCCCGCCGGCGGCCCGAGCGGAGGGCUGGGGUUGGGGAGGCGUGAGCGCGGCUUCCCGGCCCGGGGUCAGUCCCCGCCCGCCCUGCCCCUGUCUCGGCCCGGAGCCCCCGAGCCGCGGCCCCCUCCCAGUGCAGGGGCCGGCGGCCGCGGCAGGGCGGGCGCCGCGCGGAGGCAGGGCGGGCGUAUUCAAUGGAAGUAUGUUACCAGCUGCCGGUACUGCCCCUGGACAGGCCGGUCCCCCAGCACGUCCUCAGCCGCCGAGGAGCCAUCAGCUUCAGCUCCAGCUCCGCGCUCUUCGGCUGCCCCAAUCCCCGGCAGCUCUCUCAGAGGCGUGGAGCUAUUUCCUAUGACAGUUCUGAUCAGACUGCAUUAUACAUUCGUAUGCUAGGAGAUGUACGUGUAAGGAGCCGAGCAGGAUUUGAAUCAGAAAGAAGAGGUUCUCACCCAUAUAUUGAUUUUCGUAUUUUCCACUCUCAAUCUGAAAUUGAAGUGUCUGUCUCUGCAAGGAAUAUCAGAAGGCUACUAAGUUUCCAGCGAUAUCUUAGAUCUUCACGCUUUUUUCGUGGUACUGCGGUUUCAAAUUCCCUAAACAUUUUAGAUGAUGAUUAUAAUGGACAAGCCAAGUGUAUGCUGGAAAAAGUUGGAAAUUGGAAUUUUGAUAUCUUUCUAUUUGAUAGACUAACAAAUGGAAAUAGUCUAGUAAGCUUAACCUUUCAUUUAUUUAGUCUUCAUGGAUUAAUUGAGUACUUCCAUUUAGAUAUGAUGAAACUUCGUAGAUUUUUAGUUAUGAUUCAAGAAGAUUACCACAGUCAAAAUCCUUACCAUAAUGCAGUCCACGCUGCGGAUGUUACUCAGGCCAUGCACUGUUACUUAAAGGAACCUAAGCUUGCCAAUUCUGUAACUCCUUGGGAUAUCUUGCUGAGCUUAAUUGCAGCUGCCACUCAUGAUCUGGAUCAUCCAGGUGUUAAUCAACCUUUCCUUAUUAAAACUAACCAUUACUUGGCAACUUUAUACAAGAAUACCUCAGUACUGGAAAAUCACCACUGGAGAUCUGCAGUGGGCUUAUUGAGAGAAUCAGGCUUAUUCUCACAUCUGCCAUUAGAAAGCAGGCAACAAAUGGAGACACAGAUAGGUGCUCUGAUACUAGCCACAGACAUUAGUCGCCAGAAUGAGUAUCUGUCUUUGUUUAGGUCCCAUUUGGAUAGAGGUGAUUUAUGCCUCGAAGACACCAGACAUAGACAUUUGGUUUUACAGAUGGCUUUGAAGUGUGCUGAUAUUUGUAACCCAUGUCGGACGUGGGAAUUAAGCAAGCAGUGGAGUGAAAAAGUAACGGAGGAAUUCUUCCAUCAAGGAGAUAUAGAAAAAAAGUAUCAUUUGGGUGUGAGUCCACUUUGCGAUCGUCACACUGAAUCUAUUGCCAACAUCCAGAUUGGUUUUAUGACUUACCUAGUGGAGCCUUUAUUUACAGAAUGGGCCAGGUUUUCCAAUACAAGGCUAUCCCAGACAAUGCUUGGACAUGUGGGGCUGAAUAAAGCCAGCUGGAAGGGACUGCAGAGAGAACAGUCCAGCAGUGAGGACACUGAUGCUGCAUUCGAGUUGAACUCACAGUUAUUACCUCAGGAAAAUCGGUUAUCAUAACCCCCAGAACCAGUGGGACAAACUGCCUCCUGGAGGUUUUUAGAAAUGUGAAAUGGGGUCUUGAGGUGAGAGAACUUACUCUUGACUGCCAAGGUUUCCAAGUGAGUGAUGCCAGCCAGCAUUAUUUAUUUCCAAGAUUUCCUCUGUUGGAUCAUUUGAACCUACUUGUUAAUUGUAAGACCCGAACGUAUAGCAAUAUGAAUUUGGCUUUCAUGUGAAACCUUGAAUAUGCAAAGCCCAGCAGGAGAGAAUCCGAAAGGAGUAACAAAGGAAGUUUUGAUAUGUGCCACAACUUUUUCAAAGCAUCUAAUCUUCAAAACGUGAAACUUGAAUUGUUCAGCAGCAAUCUCUUGGAAUUUAACCAGUCUGAUGCAACAAUGUGUAUCUUGUACCUUCCACUAAGUUCUCUCUGAGAAAAUGGAAAUGUGAAGUGCCCAGCCUCUGCUGCCUCUGGCAAGACAAUGUUUACAAAUCAACUCUGAAAAUAUUGGUUCUAAAUUGCCUUGGAGCAUGAUUGUGAAGGAACCACUCAAACAAAUUUAAAGAUCAAACUUUAGACUGCAGCUCUUUCCCCCUGGUUUGCCUUUUUUCUUCUUUGGAUGCCACCAAAGCCUCCCAUUUGCUAUAGUUUUAUUUCAUGCACUGGAAACUGAGCAUUUCUCAUAGAGUACCGCCAAGCUUUCACUCCAGUGCUGUUUGGCAAUGCAAUUUUUUUUAACAAUUCGUUUUUAAUUUGGGGUGGGAGGGGAAGAACACCAAUGUCCUAGCUGUAUUAUGAUUCUGCAGUGAAGACAUUGCAUGUUGUUUUCACUACUGUACACUUGACCUGCACAUGCGAGAAAAAGGUGGAAUGUUUAAAACACCAUAAUCAGCUCAGGGUAUUUGCCAAUCUGAAAUAAAAGUGGGAUGGGGAAGUGUGUCCUUCAGAUCAAGGGUACUAAAGUCCCUUUCGCUGCAGUGAGUGAGAGGUAUGUUGUGUGUGAAUGUAUGGAUGUGUGUUUGCGUGCAUGUUUGUGCAUGUGUGACUGUGCAUGUUAUGUUUCUCCAUGUGGGCAAAGAUUUGAAAUGUAAGCUUUUAUUUAUUAUUUUAGAAUGUGACAUAAUGAGCAGCCACACUCGGGGGAGGGGAAGGUUGGUAGGUAAGCUGUAACAGAUUGCUCCAGUUGCCUUAAACUAUGCACAUAGCUAAGUGACCAAACUUCUUGUUUCGAUUUGAAAAAAGUGCAUUGUUUUCUUGUCCCUCCCUUUGAUGAAACGUUACCCUUUGACGGGCCUUUUGAUGUGAACAGAUGUUUUCUAGGACAAACUAUAAGGACUAAUUUUAAACUUCAAACAUUCCACUUUUGUAAUUUGUUUUAAAUUGUUUUAUGUAUAGUAAGCACAACUGUAAUCUAGUUUUAAGAGAAACCGGUGCUUUCUUUUAGUUCAUUUGUAUUUCCCUUGUUACUGUAAAAGACUGUUUAUUAAUUGUUUACAGUUUGUUGCAACAGCCAUUUUCUUGGGAGAAAGCUUGAGUGUAAAGCCAUUUGUAAAAGGCUUUGCCAUACUCAUUUUAAUAUGUGCCUGUUGCUGUUAACUUUUGAUGAAUAAAAACCUAUCUUUUCAUAUUUUUAUCUUUGACAUUUACCUUAUAACUCAAUCCUUUGGAAAACACAAUGCUAAAUUACAAGGAAAUCAAAGUUAGCUUCUUGCAUUCAUCCCUCAGAUGUUUACUCAGUCUGAGCUUAUCUACUAAUGACUCACCUUGCAAGUGCCAGCUAGGGCUGUUCGGAGUCCUGACUAACACAGGGGAGAGGUCAGCUUUGAGCCAGGCCUUUUGUUCCCACAAUGGUGAACUGCAUAAGACAUCAGCAACUCUUGCAAGUACUAAAAUACUAGUUGUAUUUAUUUCUAUCAAUCACUGGCCUUUUUAAAGUGAUAAGAAAAGGCCACUCCAUUCUACUUGAUUUAUAUCAAUGUAGAAAAGGUACCACUGUGCCAUUCCUAUAACUUCCCAGGUCCAACUCAUUAGAAGGGAUAUGGUGCAAACUUCUAAAUCAAACACAUUAACAUAUUAUUUGUACAGAAGAGUGUUGAUAUCCAAUAGAAACAGAAUCCAAGCCACAUAAUUUUCGGUUUUCUAGUAGCCACUUUUAGGAAACAUGGAAUUAAUUUUAGUAACAUCUAUUCCAAUACAUCCAAAAUAUUGUAUCAUUUUAAAAUGUCAGUAUAAAAACAAUGAGAUGUUUUUACAUUCUUUUGGGGGUACUAAGUCUUUGAAAUCCAGUAUAUAUUGUGUACUUACAGCACAUCUCAAUUUGGACUAGUCCUGUCUCAGGCACCCAAUAUCCACAUGUGGCCAGUGGCUACCAUAUUGGACAGUGUGGGUAUAGAGGUCUGAGGGUAGUAGAGGAAUACGAUCAGCUGGGCACUCUCGUGAGAUGGCCAUACCUUGGCCAAUAUUUAAUGUGUACAGAAAGUCUGAUAACUCAUAGACCCUUAAAAACUCAGGCCCAGUGUUUCAGUACAUAGAGAAUGGAACUAUCAUGGCAAACCCACAUUAACCAAGCUCACAGUAACUAUUUUUUUAAAACACUAUCAAUAUUUUCAUUUAUAAUGAGAAAUGUAACUAUCAAUUAUUCUCUCCCUUUAGGCAAAUCUUCCUGGGAAGCCAAAUUAUGACCAGCUGGUGAGCAUGGAUUCUGAGCAAGGGAAGCAAGUUGCCUUGUGCACCCAUGUCCCUUUGGGUGCACAGAAGACCCAUGUCUUCUGUGACAUUCGUGUUUGUGGACCAGGGUACCCUCUUCCCCUGGAAGGUACUAGAGAUUCUCUGCCAAUAGUUGCUUCUCUACAUCAGCUUCUGAUUGGCACAUGCAUUAAAUAACAUCAUUACCUCAAGCCUUGUUUCAGUUGAGCUCACCUGGGCUCCAUUCUUACUGUAUACAUGAUUGCUUCUGCUCUGAUCCAUUGUUUGUCUUAUAGUUUGAAACUGAAAAGAUCAUCCUAUUUACACAUUCUCAGGGGAACCGUGGGUGUGGCUCCCAUUUCCUGCUUACACAUAUAAUAAACCUAUUGAAAAGUUGUUUUAUUAUGUAUAUGUGGGAAUCACCUUCUAUAGCCCUACAUUUUUUUUUUUUUUUUUUUUUUUUUUUUUGAGACAGGGUCUCGCUGCUAACAAGGCUGGAGUGCGGUGGCAUGAUCACUGCAGCCUCCACCUCCUGGGCUCAAGCGAUCCUCCCACCUCAGCCUCCUGAGUGCCACCACACUGCCCAGCUAAUUUUUUUUUUUUUUUUUUUUUUUGAGACGUAGUCUUGCUCUGUCGCCCAGGCUGGAGUGCAGUGCCGUGGUGAUCAUGGCUCACUGCAAGCUCUGCCUCCCAGGUUCACGCCAUUCUCCUGCCUCAGUCUCCCCAGUCCCUGGGACUACAGGCACCCACCACCACGCCCUGCUAAUUUUUUUGUACUUUUAGUAGAGUUAGGGUUUCACCACGUUAGCCAGGAUGGUCUCAAUCUCCUGACCUUGUGAUCUGCCCACCUUGGCCUCCCAUAGUGCUGGGAUUACAGGUGUGAGCCACCAUGCCCAGCCAGCUAAUUUUUUAAAAACAUUUUUGUGGCCGGGCACAGUGGCUCACACCUGUAAUCCCAGCACUUUGGGAGGCUGAGGUCGGUGGAUCACCUGAGGUCAGGAGUUCAAGACCAGUCUGGCCAACAUAGUGAAACCCCGUCUCUACUAAAAAUACAACAACUAGCUGGGUGUGGUGGCGCAUUCCUGUAAUCCCAGCUACUCGGGAGGCUGAGGCAGGAGAAUCGUUUGAACCCAGGUGGCAGAGGUUGCAAGGAGCCGAGAUUGUGCUACUGCACUCCAGCCUAGGUGACAGAGAAAGACUCCAUCUCAAAAAAAAAAAACUUUUUUGUAGAGACAGGGUCUCACUUUGUUGGCUUGGCUGGUCUUGAACUCUUGGGCUCAAGCAGUCCUGCCACCGUGGCCUCCCAAAGUGCUGGGAUUACAGGUGUGAGACACUGCAUCAGGCCUAUAGCUCUACUUAAAUAGGACCUAUAUUACUGGAAUUUUUUUUUCUAGAAAAAUUUUAGGAAACAGUUAAAUAUUUAAAAGAUUACUUUUUUAAAAAAGUAAGUAAAUAGAACAGAAUGCAAAAUGUAUUUUACAUGGGAGACUAAACAUUUUCACACACAUGCCCACCCUUCAGGCCUCUUGGCUUAACAUUUCAGGGGCUGAGGGAGUCUCUGCUCUAGGAGUAAAAGGUCCUUGGAGAGAAAAUUUUGACAAGUCCUAACUUUAAAAAAGAAAAACAAAUUGGUUCCUGGUCAAUAUUUGUACUCACUUUAAAUGUGAUGGUUUGUAAUGAUACUCUUUGUAUAAAAGUAAAAAUCAUAUUUUAUGUCCUUUGCAAACAAAUAUAUUUGUACCUGAGGUACAGAUUAGAGGUGCUAGUGAUUCCUUGAAGAUUCUGAAAAUGAUCUUUUUUUCCAAAAUGCUUUCUUGGUUUUUAUUAAACUUUCUAUUUCCUUAAAAUUCUCACAUCAGGUAUUUCCAGUGUUUUCAAGCAUGUAUAAAUAUUUUAAUGUAUAAAUGUUGUUUAAAAUCCCCUAGAUCGGUAGUAUCUCCUGAUUGAGAAAAUACACAGUGACCAAUAGCUAAUAGGAAUUCAGUAUUGCUUUCAAAGAAAUGUGCAUAUUAAUCACUGUAGCAUCGGCAUACGUUUGAAACACGGAGCAGUAUACGUCUGUGCAAGAAUUAGCAGCUGUUCCUUGCUAAUAAUGACUUGUGUCAUCUGGAAGGCCCCCAAGAGCCCAUGGUCUACAAGUGGAAUGACCACCACUUGGGAGUGAGCUGAUGGAGAGCACCUAGCAGGUAUCCUCCAUCUUCCUGGUUCCUAUGCUCAGCAUAGGGCUGGUGUACAUUGGGCCAUUAAUAAAUGUUUGUUGAACAAAUUAA
This is a messenger RNA of Nomascus leucogenys (northern white-cheeked gibbon), 6946 nucleotides long. RefSeq names its product phosphodiesterase 7A (gene PDE7A). Gene Ontology annotation, molecular function: 3',5'-cyclic-AMP phosphodiesterase activity. NCBI's taxonomy places the organism in Eukaryota, Metazoa, Chordata, Mammalia, Primates, Hylobatidae. The record is from RefSeq and is a predicted model, not a curated record.